Falco peregrinus (peregrine falcon) is the source of this 4261-nucleotide messenger RNA. RefSeq names its product epidermal growth factor receptor pathway substrate 8 (gene EPS8). The record is from RefSeq and is a predicted model, not a curated record. Gene Ontology annotation, cellular component: ruffle membrane; vesicle; plasma membrane. NCBI's taxonomy places the organism in Eukaryota, Metazoa, Chordata, Aves, Falconiformes, Falconidae. The coding region runs from base 398 to 2935 and encodes 845 amino acids. Gene Ontology annotation, molecular function: actin binding. Gene Ontology annotation, biological process: regulation of Rho protein signal transduction; positive regulation of ruffle assembly; Rho protein signal transduction. The transcript has 23 exons.
UCCGCUCCGCCGCUGCUCCCGGUGACCGGCGCCCUGCCCGCGCCUCUCCGACACUUUGUUGGCGGCGCGGAGCGGCGACCCCGCGCCCGCCCUGCCCGGAGCCCGGCGGCGGCGGGGAGCCCCGGGGCCCCGCGCGGAGCCCUGCGGCCGCGGCCCCCCCCCCCGCCCUGCGCCGGAGCUGCGCGGCGCGCCCGCGGCAGGAGGACGCCCGGGAAGUGAUUUGCCCUGUUGGGCAGCUGCCUUCUGAGUGACUCUGGAGACGUGCCAGCCAUCUGAGCUGAAUCAAGCAGUGGCAGGGACAGCAUCUACCCGGGCUGAAGUUUUAAUCCCAGGCACGUGGCAUUUGCACAAGUGGUCACUGGUGAGCUGUCGUUUCCCUCAGUAAGUGGCAAUAAGAAUGAAUGGACAUAUAUCAAACACUCCUCCCGGUGGAUAUGGAAGUUAUUUUCUUCAAAUGAAUGGCUAUGGUUCCCCAACGUUUGCUCAGACAGAGAGGGAACAGAAUUCAAGAACAAGUGCAAAAGCUCUUUAUGGAACAGAUGGACUUUACUUCUUCAGAUCAUCAUCCAAACAAAAAAAGAAAGAACAAAGGAAGAAUUAUGCACGAGACAGUGCCAGCAGCAUAUCUGAAACUUCGCAGUAUCAUGUAGAGCACUUGACCACCUUUGUUCUGGACCGAAAAGAGGCAAUGAUUACAGUAGAUGAUGGAAUAAGGAAGCUGAAAUUGCUGGAUGCCAAAGGCAAAGUCUGGACUCAAGACAUGAUUCUUCAAGUGGAUGACAAAGCUGUCAGUUUGGUGGACUUGGAAUCAAAGAAUGAACUGGAGAAUUUUCCUUUAAGCACAAUUCAGCAUUGCCAAGCUGUGAUGAAUGCAUGCAAUUACAAUUCGAUUCUUGCAUUAAUAUGUAAAGAACCGACCCAAGCCAAGCCCGAUUUGCAUCUUUUCCAGUGUGAUGAGAUUAAGGCUAGCUUUAUUCAUGAAGAUAUUGAAAGUGCAAUCAGUGACAGCAAAAGUGGAAAACAAAAGAAGAGGCUUGAAACACUGAGAAUGAUAUCCAAAGCUGACAGCGCCAUCCCACCACCACCACAGGCACCGGCCCCUGUGCCACCAGGGACCAUCACCCAAGUGGAUGUGAGAAGCCGUGUGGCAGCAUGGUCUGCAUGGGCUGCUGAGCAGGGGGAGUUUGAAAAACAUAGGCAAUACCAUGAUCAUGAAGAAACAGCAGAGAUGAUAGCAGCCAGGAUUGACAGAGAUGUUCAAAUUCUGAACCAUAUUUUGGAUGACAUUGAAUAUUUUGUUACCAAACUUCAAAAAGCUGCUGAAGCUUUUGCUGAACUUUCAAAGAGGAAGAAAACUAAGAAAAGUAAAAAGAAAGGACCUGGAGAGGGGGUUCUUACUCUCCGUGCAAAACCACCACCUCCAGAUGAAUUUGUUGACUGCUUCCAAAAAUUCAAACAUGGCUUCAAUCUUCUGGCCAAAUUAAAGUUCCAUAUCCAGAAUCCUAGUGCAGCUGAACUGGUUCAUUUUCUCUUUACCCCACUACAUAUGGUGGUACAGACAACAGGAGGGCCAGAGCUUGCUGGUACAGUUCUCAGUCCCCUCUUAACAAAAGAUACUAUAGACUUCCUGCGAUAUACUGUCACCAGUGAGGAAGGCCAAUUAUGGAUGUCAUUGGGUGACACAUGGACCAAAGCCAGAGCGGAUUGGCCCAAAGACCAUUUUAUUCCACCUUAUGUCCCCCGUUUCCGAAAUGGUUGGGAGCCUCCUUUGCUGAACUUCAUGGGAGCUCCAAAGGAGCAAGAACUCAAUCAUUUGGCUGAGUCUGUGGCAAAUGUUGCAGAGCAACAGCGGAAGCAAGAAAUGAAAAGGUUGUCAGCUGAGCCUCCCAGCGUUCCUGACUACCCUCCGUCCGAUGGGUAUGCAUUCAGUAACACAGUUUACAAAAGAGGGCCUCUGCUGGACCAGGGGGCGGCUGUUGCUGCCUUUAAGCAAACUGUUAGCCGACAUGUAGAUAGAAACUAUGAAGCACACAGUAAAGCACAUACCAAGAAAUAUGCCAAAUGCAAGUACGAAUUUAUGGCAAGAAACAACAGUGAACUUUCUGUCAUGAAGGAAGAGAUUGUAGAGAUUCUGGAUGACAGAAAGCAGUGGUGGAAGGUUCAGAAUAAAAGUGGCAGCACAGGUUUUGUGCCAAACAACAUUUUGGACCCUCUAAGGAAUCAAGAAGGUGGUCUAGGAUGGUCAGAACCUGCGUAUACCCGCACCAUCCAGAAACAAAGGAUGGACUAUGUUGCAAAACAACCCAGUCCAGUUCCUGCUACUCCUUCACCACCUCCAACACCUGCUCCCGUCCCUGUGGCUGUCCCCCUCCCUCCCAGUGCCCCAGCACCUAUACCGGUUCCCGUGCCCAAAGCGCCAUCAGCCAUCAGCCGCCAAAGCAGCACGUCUAGCGACAGUGGUGGUAGUGCAGUGCGAGACAGUCAGAAGCAGAAGCAAGUUCCUGUGGAUCGCAGGAAAUCACAGAUGGAGGAGGUGCAGGAUGAACUUGUUCACCGGCUCACCAUCGGCCGGAGCGCUGCCCAGAGGAAGUUCCAUGUGCCACGACCAAACAUCCCGGUAGUGAACAUCACUUACGACUCUUCACCUGAGGAUGUGAAGGCGUGGCUGCAGUCCAAAGGAUUCAAUCCUGUGACUGUCAACAGCCUUGGUGUGCUGACAGGUGCUCAGCUUUUCUCCCUCAAUAAAGAGGAACUGAAGACUGUUUGCCCAGAAGGGUCUAGAGUCUACAGCCAAAUUACGGUACAGAAAUCUGCUUUGGAGGCUAACAGUGGUAGUUCAGAAUUGCAAGAAAUUAUGAGAAGACGACAAGAAAAAAUCAGUGCAGCUGCCACAGAUUCAGGUGUGGAGUCCUUUGAUGAAGGAAGCAGCCACUAAAUGCGUUUUCCUCCUUUCUGUAAUUCCAUUGUCCAUAGCAUUAUACCAUCCAUCUUUGCUUUAGGAAGGAGUGAAGGGGAAUGUCUUACUAUAUUGUAAAUGUAACUAGCCACCAUAAAGAAAAUUUACAGUAGUCUCCACAGAAGUACCUGCUGCUUGCUUCUCAUCAUUACAAAUGAACGGAUGAGAAAUUCAAAGGAGGUUCCUGACAUGGGAAGAUAUUGGCACGUGAUUCAUUUACACCCAAAGAUGAGUCUUGGCUUUAUGGAAUUAACAUAACAGAUAAACGGCAACACAUCUUUGUGAUUCAUCUGAGGGAAGCUGAGCGAGCAAUAAAAAAGCAUUUGAACCCUUCAGUAAUAAUAAGAUUUUGAAUCCCUCCUCUUGCUGUAGUGUGCAAUUAUGUCUUUUUGACUCAGUCUUUCUUGUCAUGCAUUUGGCUGCAGGAUGUUUACUCGAGUUGUUGAUGCCAGCGAUCAGAGAGGAAAUGUUUAGGGAAUGAACAGCAGCCCAACAUAGACUGAAUCUUUCUUGCAUCGCUCCCAAGGUGUUUUAUUACUAAUGAUGCUGUUUAUAGCAAAAUAAUACUCUGUACAUUGAUUUUAUCAAUACUUCACCCUUGAACUAUAAUAUUGGACAAGAAGGAAUAACUAGCAAAUAAUAAUGCAACUCAGCUCAAACAGGUGAUCAGAUCUGCUGUAGGUAGCCAUGAAAUAAUUCACAGUACAUUUUUUUUUUUAAUAAACUUGCAUUUUUUUGUCUGUAACUUAACCUGUCAGAAGAACGGCGUAUAAUCUAGACUUCUCUGUGUGUUGAUCCCCAAUGUCAGUUUUUCCGUAUGUAAAAAAGCUAGUGUUCCUUUAUAAAUGUAAUCUUUUGGAAAAGUGAUUCCUGGAGGCAAAAGCGGGAGAAAAGAAAACAUCCCUUCCAGGAAAUAUUAUUUUUGAAGAUGCAAUGAUUUUUGUCACAAAAUGUUCUGUUCUUUCACAUGGUUGUGUGAUUUUAUAUAUAAUACAUGCAUUAUAUAUAAUAUCACUUAAUUUAGACAAAUUUAAUCAUCUAGUUUGAUUACGUUUCAUAGUGCCUUUCACAUGAAUCAGCUUAAAGUCUGCAAUAAACGGUAUUUCUUGUCUGUUAAAUAGUUGUAUCUUUGUAGCUACAAAGAUGGUAAUGAAAUAAGAAAGUGUUCUUGAUUUCUGCCAUUAGUUUACUCUUCCUCUGCGUACAAGGCAAAAAAGGAUCCUAUUCAUUUUUCAUAAAAAAAAAAAAAAAAAUCUUAAUAAAGGUGUUUAGUGCCAUUUAUUGAACAUGUCCUUACAAAUACUA